AUGCACCGCGCUGCCUCCAACCAGCGCUCGGUCUCCUCCUCCUCGGGCUCCUUCCAGCCGCCGCCGCCGCUGCCGCACGCCGCCGACCGGCAGCCGCUCUUCCCAGGCGGCUGCAGCAGCGGCGGCAGCCGGCGGGGCUCGGGGUCGAGCUCGGGCUCGGCCCUGGCCCGCCGCCCCCGCAGCAGCGGUAGCAGCACCGAGGAGGAGGAGGAGGAGGAGGAGGAGGAAGAGGACAGCAUCAGCAUCAGCAAGCCCCUGGGCUUCAAGGCGCUGUCCCUGGUGCUGCUGCUGGGGCAGGGCGCGCUGCUGGACCUCUACCUGAUCGCCGUCACCGACCUCUACUGGUGCAGCUGGAUCGCCACCGACCUGGUGCUGGCCGCCGGCUGGGGCAUCUUCUUCUGCCGCAACAGCCGGGCGCGUCGCCGGGAGCGGCCGCCGCCGCCGCCGCCCGGGCCGCCGCCGCCGCACCCGCUGCUGCUGCACGGGCCGCCCGGGGGCCGCGGCGCCGGGGGCCGCGGGGCUGGGGCCUCCCCGCGCGGCGGCGACUUCGCCUACGCGCACCUCGCCUGGCUCAUCUACUCCAUCGCCUUCACGCCCAAGGCGGCCCUGAUCCUGGGCACCUCCAUCCUGGAGCUGAUCGAGCUGCGCCUGCCCCUGGGCACCACCGGCUUCCGCAUCACCCUGGCGCUCUCGGCGCCGCUGCUCUACUGCCUGCUGCGGGCCAUCGGCACCGAGGGCGCCGGGCAGCUGCUGCUGCCGCCGCAGCCGCCGCCGCAGCACCGCGCCGCCGCCGCCUUCCUCGCCACCUGCCUCGACCUGCUGGACAGCUUCUCCCUGCUGGAGCUGGUGCUGCAGCCCGGGCGGCCGGCGCCGCUGCCCGCGCCGCUCCGCUACCUCCUCAUCGCCGUCUAUUUCCUCUGCCUGGCCUCGCCGGUGCUGUGGCUGUACGAGCUCAGCGCCGCCCGCGCCCCCGGCGCCGCCCGCCUCGCCCUGCACCUCCUGCUGCCCGCCGGGCUGCUGGACGCGCCGCUCCUGGCGCUGCGCUGCCUCCUGCUCCUGCGCUACCAGCAGCCCCUCUCCCUCUUCAUGCUGAAAAACCUCUUCUUCCUCGCCUGCCGCGGCCUGGAGGCCCUGGAGACCUGCUGCCUUCUGCGCCCCGCCGCCGUGCCCGCUGCCAAGUAUGGCGCGGCCCCCGUGCCCCCCACCGCCGCGCCGCUGCCCCAUGGCCUCUCUGACGCCGACGUGGGCCCCCACGGCUAUGUCAACGCGCUGGCGGUCACGGCGCAGGGCUGA
Messenger RNA from Rhea pennata, 1293 nucleotides. It is a transcript of the gene TMEM121B, whose product is annotated as transmembrane protein 121B. Lineage: Eukaryota; Metazoa; Chordata; Aves; Rheiformes; Rheidae. The record is from RefSeq and is a predicted model, not a curated record. The transcript is spliced from 2 exons. The coding region runs from base 1 to 1293 and encodes 430 amino acids.